CGGCGUGCUCGUUCGCGAGUAUAAUGCUACACUUUUCUCACGAGAAUGAGGGUGGCACGGCUAUUACUGUGCUACGUACUUCUCGAAGACUACAGUACCAAUCUCGGCGGGGCUGCAAUUACCAGCAACGCCGUGCGCCAGGACGCCUCUGCGACGAAUCCCACGCUACCAGAUUUGCCAAGUUUCGCCGCACCGAUCGGUAAUGUGACCGCAGCCAUCGGCAAGGAAGCCGUUCUACCGUGCACCAUCCGGAAACUAGGAAAUUACAAGGUGGGAUGGCUACGAAUGGAGGACCAGACGAUAUUGUCGAUGGGUCAGCGAACGGUGACCCAAUCGUCUCGGUUUCUCGUCACGUUUGAGAAUGCGAAAGCGAAGAAUCAGAGCGAGUCGAGGGACGAGGAAGAAGCCACUUCGCGGCUCCAUAUUCGCCCGCUCCGGCAAGCUGACCGAGGCUGCUACAUGUGCCAACUGAAUACGAAGCCCAUGUUGAGCCAGCUGGGAUGCGUAGAUGUCCUAGUCCCGCCAGAUAUACUCAGUUUCGGUACCUCGGAGGGUGAGGUUUCCGUUCUGGAGGGUGAGAACGCCACCCUCUCGUGUAAUGCCUCUGGAAGACCGCCACCUCGCGUGCUCUGGCGACGCGAGAAAAGUGGUUUCAUACUUAUGAGGGGUCUUCACGAUCCGCUGAUACCAGUGGACAACCAGUCCGGUGAGAAGCUGGAAUUAACCAGGGUAGACAGGAGGCAAAUGGGAGCGUAUCUUUGCAUAGCUAGAAACGAAGUGCCUCCGGCAGUCAGCAAGAGAGUCUAUCUAAGGGUAAACUUUCCGCCAAGCGCAAAAGUUCCCAACCAGCUGUUAGGCUCGCCUCUGGAAAAGGACGUGUCGUUAAUCUGUUUGAUCGAAGCUUAUCCAAAGACGAUUAACUUGUGGACUAGAAAGGAGCAAGUUAUCAUGAGCGGCGGCAGAUACGAAAUCGACGAACGGGCACAUCCGGAGGAGGAAUGGAAGACAACGAGCGAGUUGAAGAUAAAGCAUUUGGAAAAAUCGGAUUUAGGGGAGUACACGUGUUCAGCGUCCUCGAGCAUGGGCAAAGCGGAAGCGAUUGUUAGAGUGUACGAGAUCGAGCGAGCAACGCCACCCACCCGAGCCACGUCUGCUAGCUGGAAAAAGUUGAGCAAAGGAAAAUCGAAGUUUGCUCAAGUCACGACGAUCAAUCGAAUCUUCCACCAGAUGAGCACGCCAGCGAUGCAGAAGAGCACCGCGAGGAUCGUUUACAAUAAGCACAUGACGACCUCGACCACGGCGGAUCCUCGAGCACCUUUCAUCAAAGACAAAAACGUGUUUCAAAAUCGCGAUAGCCCAAGCACGCGAAGCAGUACGAACGCGAAAACCAGCGGUACAAGAAUCUAUGCGUUAAGCUUGCUCAUUUGUCUCGGACUAUGAUAAAUUGUAUCGGCUAGAAGAAACGUGUCGAGGUUUCGAACGAUGCAGUCAAAUGCGAAGGAACGUGAUAAAAUAUCGAACGAUGUACAUCGUGUCGAAGAUAUCGAUGACAUACGACGAAGAGUAAGAACCUCGACUAGAAAGUUUUAAUGAAACGGCGAGAAGUUCUUAUUGCGAUCAUUCAACGACACGAUGAAGGGCAAGACCACAAGUACAAUUGCGUGCAACGAUGCUUUUCUUUGACUAGGUUCUUCCUAGACUUUAGCCCCUUCCGAGCCUCUAGGCCGCAAGCUCUUUUUGGUUUUUUCGAAAACUAAAA
This is a messenger RNA of Megachile rotundata (alfalfa leafcutting bee), 1759 nucleotides long. RefSeq names its product lachesin. Lineage: Eukaryota; Metazoa; Arthropoda; Insecta; Hymenoptera; Megachilidae. Gene Ontology annotation, cellular component: neuron projection. The record is from RefSeq and is a predicted model, not a curated record.